This is a messenger RNA of Trichogramma pretiosum, 1563 nucleotides long. It is a transcript of the gene ppan, whose product is annotated as protein Peter pan. Gene Ontology annotation, biological process: ribosomal large subunit assembly; rRNA processing. The record is from RefSeq and is a predicted model, not a curated record. Gene Ontology annotation, cellular component: preribosome, large subunit precursor. The transcript has 4 exons. NCBI's taxonomy places the organism in Eukaryota, Metazoa, Arthropoda, Insecta, Hymenoptera, Trichogrammatidae. The coding region runs from base 123 to 1352 and encodes 409 amino acids. Gene Ontology annotation, molecular function: rRNA binding.
UGUGUGAGAACAGAGCAGAACAUUUCAAGUCGAGUUAUUGUCGGCUAUUAUACCGCGUAGCACGUGGUAGAGCUGAUUUCGUUUAAUUAAAGCUGGUUUAUCGUUAAAAAACAAAUUAAAAAAUGGGUCGCAGAAAGAAGGGACGUUGUGUAAAGAAUAAUAAAAAAACGGAAGAUGUCGAGGAUGUAUCACUUGUGACAGCACCGCAUUCAUUUGUUAUUCACAGAGGUUUAUCUACCGAACAUGUUGUUGAACUUACGAAAGAUUUUCGUAGAGUUAUGGAACCCUUCACGGCCACCGAUUUGAAGGAAAGAAAGAGAAACUUUCUCAAAGAUUUUGUGCAAGUAGCUGGCCCUUUGCAUGUUUCACACAUUGUUAUUUUCUCUUGUACUGAACGAGGAAUGUAUCUCAAAUUUGGAAGGAUGCCUAGAGGACCCACGCUUUCAUUCAAAGUCAAUGAUUUCACGUUGGCACGAGAUGUGAUUUCAUCAAUGAAAAAGCAAAUGGUAUUUACAGAGGCUUUCAAACAUUCACCUUUAGUUAUUUUAAAUCAAUUCUCUGGAGAAGGAUUGCAAUUCAAAUUGAUGGCAAGCAUGUUCCAAAACAUGUUUCCAGCUAUCAACUUGGCUACUAUAAAUUUAAGUAAUCUCAGAAGAUGUAUCUGUCUAAGUUAUAACAAAGAUGAUAAAACUAUAGAUUUUAGGCAUUACGCUAUCAAGGUAGUGCCUGUUGGUUUAACAAAAAGUGUUAAGAAGCUAGUCCAAGCAAAAAUACCAAAUCUUGGCAAAUGCAAAGAUUUUGAGGACUUUGUAAAAAAGCCUGCUGUUUCAGACAGUGAAGCUGAAGAUGAUCCUGAUCAUCAUGUUAUAUUGCCACAAAAAUUAUCUUCCAGAGGAUGUAACGAAGACAGUAAAAGUGCCAUACGUUUGUAUGAAAUUGGACCAAGAAUCAAUAUGUCAUUAAUAAAAGUAGAAGAUGGACUUUUGGAAGGUCAAGUACUAUUCCAUGAAUUUAUCCAUAAGACAGACGAAGAAGUUGCAGCACUAGAAAAGGCACGAGCCAAAAAACGUAAAGCAAAGGCACUAGCCACAAAGAAACAAGAAGAAAAUAAGAAGAACAAAGAACUUAAGAAAGAAGAGCACAAAAAUAAAUCAUUGGAGGGCAUGAAGAGGAAAAAGAAGGAAAGUGAAAUUCUUCUGCAGAAGUAUGCUAAAGAAUCUGAAAAAGUUCAUGAAUCUGAUGAGGACGAUGAUGCUCAGUAUUAUGAGGAAGAAGUUGGAGAGAAACCAGACAGAGAUCUCUUCACAAAGAAACCUAAAAGGAUGAAGUUUUCAAAGGAUGCAAAAAAAUAAAUUGAAUUUUUAUUAAAAAAUAGUGUCUUGUAAAUUAGGUUGUACAAAAACAAUUAAAUAUUAUUUUUAAUACAUUAUAACUACGAACUACAACUUCAAUUUUUAAAUAAUUCAAAUGAAAACAUUUUUCCCAAUGAAUGGUGCAAGUAACUGCAUAGCUUACAUUUAUAUGCAGAGACAACAUUUUAUAACAAUUAUCACAUAAGGCGAA